AUGAAAUAUGCAAUUAUGUCACAUAACAUUGAUUUUGUUACAUUCUUGAUGAAUGAAUACAAUAUAGAGAUCGAUUUAAAAUACUGUGGAUGGUAUAAUAAUCUUGAAUCUUUUUUAGUUUAUUUCGAUCAAACUAAUGAUAUUGGCAAAUGUUUUGUUUGUUCACUUCUUUUAAAUAUUCCAUCCUUAUUGGAAUACUUCCUUUCGCAUGGUGCAAAUAUCAAUGAAAAAGAUAAAAAUGGACAAACCGCACUUCAUACUGCAGCUCAGAAUUAUAGUAAAGAAACUGCUGAAGUUCUUAUUUCACAUGGUGCAAAUAUCAAUGAAAAAGAUAAUGAUGGACAAACCGCACUUCAUGCUGCAGCUCAGAAUUAUAGUAAAGAAACUGCUGAAGUUCUUAUUUCACAUGGUGCAAAUAUCAAUGAAAAAGAUAAAUAUGGAAACACUGCUCUUCAUAUUGCAGCUGAAAGAGACAACAAAGAAACUGCUGAAGUUCUUAUUUCACAUGGUGCAAAUAUCAAUGAAAAAGAUAAAUAUGGAAACACUGCUCUUCAUAUUGCAGCUCAGAAUAAUAGUAAAGAAACUGCUGAAGUUCUUAUUUCACUUGGUGCGAAAAAUAAUGUUCUUAUAUAA
Molecule: messenger RNA, 633 nt
Organism: Trichomonas vaginalis G3
Lineage: Eukaryota; Parabasalia; Trichomonadida; Trichomonadidae
Product: ankyrin repeat and SOCS box-containing protein 4 family
Exons: 1
Coding region: 1-633 (210 amino acids)
Molecular function (GO): protein binding
Source: RefSeq, a predicted model, not a curated record